Clavispora lusitaniae ATCC 42720 is the source of this 2427-nucleotide messenger RNA. RefSeq lists its product as uncharacterized. The record is from RefSeq and is a predicted model, not a curated record. Lineage: Eukaryota; Fungi; Ascomycota; Pichiomycetes; Serinales; Metschnikowiaceae.
AUGGCUCCAGAGUUUCCCUUGGUUCGCACGUUCCAUACUUUAAUGUGGAACGUCAGGCACUACCAGCCCUCAAGAAAACGACCCCCAUUCAGAGCCACAAGACAUGCCUUCUGCACGAAUAUCCAGCUUCAAAAUGCAUCAUGUGCCUUUUGGCUCAAGGAGACAUCCAAAGACCUCGGUUCUAAGCUAGCUAAACAGCUCACAGAGUCAACAAAUUCUACCUCACAAACUAAACCAGCAUCCUUGAAACUUCUAAAUAUGCGCCCUUCUGUCUUGUACCAAUCCAAUUUGGUUAGUGGGACCCAAAAUAACUUGGAGGAACCAAAAAUACAUCCUGCUGAAUUGGAGGUUGUAAAGCUAUUUAAAAAGGGUGAUUUCAGCGCUUUAUACGAGCUACUCCGAAACUACAAAGAGCAGGGCACUGUGGUGUCCACUGAAAUUAUCAAUGAAAUGGUUUCCAGCGUCCAAGAAGACUUUCCGUCGGAUACCACAAACGAAUACUUGUACCAAUCUGCAGUUGAGGUACCAUAUUUCUUUGGAAAAGAUAAUCUACACUAUGUGUCCUUGUAUGGCAGGGUCUACCCAUGUCUUAAAGACCUAUACAACAUUUGUCAAUUAUAUGAGUCUACGAGUCGAAACGAUAGAAAAUUCAUUGAAAAUUAUAUUUGGCUUUGUUACCACUUGAAUGAUUUGUCACAGCUUCAACUGUUGCUCUAUUCAUAUCUCAAAUUACCCGAAUAUGAUUCUCAGACAUUGGCAUAUGUCAUCAAUGCUUUUGUUUAUAACUACGAUGUGGAAUUUUCCCUGACAUUAUUUCACAGCAUUGUUGAUAUGAAAAAGCCGCUCAAUGAAUCUUUCCUUGCAUCCACGAUUACCAGUUUUACGAAGGUUGAUGCUCUCUUUGACAAGACAUUGGAUCUUCUCCAUUAUUGGAUAAACUCAAGCAAUUGUGAAAUUCCAUACCCUAAAACCAUUGCAUUUUUACUCAAACAGCACUACAGAUUCGGCACAAAGUCAGAAAUCACGAAGAUGGAAAAUCUCGCAGAAGAGUAUGGCUAUAAUAAUAAUUUUUUGGUACAAAUGGUGAAGAACCAGGCCCAAAUUUCGAACAGAGAUUUUAACCACAAAAAAACAAUUACGGCAGAAGACGUGAAAAACAUGCUAGCAAUUCGCAACUCCAUAAGCCAUUCUAAGUAUGCAUUGAAGAUUUUCUAUGAGUCUUACCUUCACUUUCUUUCUAGGUUCUCCUCCUUAAGCAUGAUUCAGCUUAUGUUGAGGGAAAUGAAAAAAGACGAACUACCUUUUACAAAAUUCGCCUACGACACGAUUGUCCAAUAUUAUGCUUCCGAACGAAAGUUUCUCCCAUUACUAAAAUUCAUACUGAAAUUUGUUUCCAAAGCGAACAGAUUUGACCCCGUUUAUUUGAAGUACAUUUUUGACUGUUUUGUUAAUACCUAUCCUUAUGAGGCUGAAGGUUUUGCCGAGAGGUUCUACAUUUACAUCCAUGGACUGAACAUUCCAUUAGAAAGUAAACAAGCUCUCAUGGAUGCUUGUAAAUUAACAAAGCUAAGUUCGACGUUGUCACCUGUUGCAAUUCAAAGGCAAGGAGUGGAACUCAGUAAGAAAUAUGGACAAUCACAGUGGAAAUACAUUCCCUACCAACCAAACAAGCUUUCCAAAAAAGGACAAAUCAAGGAACAAGUGCAGUUUCGUUUAGACAAAGGUAUUCGUGAUAUUGUUCGCCGAGGAGUUCGCCCUGAUUAUUUCAUCAUUGAAAAUACCCUCAAAAAUCUGAAUGAGCAAAAUAGAGAGGCCUUGAUGAAAUUACUACCUGCUAUCAGGAUGGAGAAAUAUAAGACUCGGUUAGAAAUUUUUCAUCUUCUAUUAUCACAACCAUCAAAACAACAAUUGCGCAACUUUGUUUCAUCGAUCGAAGAAACGUUGAAUACGAGUGAUAAACUUCUAUUGGCUAGGAGAUUGAUCAACGAAAAUUUGUAUGAUGUGGCGUCACUGCUUUUGGCCACAGUGAAUGACGCAGAAUUAAAUGACAGCCGCCAAAUGGUGAAGUUGAAUUUAAGUCUUCGGAACAAUAUAGCGAGGAAUGACUUUAACGCUUGUGUCAAUGACAUCGCUGAAUUUCCACUUGAUGAAAUUACACUUAGUCCUUUCAUUUACAAACAAUGUCAAUACAUUGAAAAAAAUCUUGCGAGAAAAAUCCGUGCUCUGGAAGCAAACGAAAAUUCUCCAUUGUUUGGUCGCUUGGACAUUAUGAAAGCGACACUAGCAAAAUUGAAGGGAUUGCUUGGGGACAUUGCAGCUAGACUUGAACAGGACAAGGUGGACAUUCGCCAAAUGAUCGGAGAGCUUUUCACAACUCUUGAUGCGUGGAUAGAGUCUACAAAAAAUCGGGAUGACCGGAAGAUUUGA